UUAAAAUUUAAAAAAAAAAACAAAAAACAAGAGAGAAGCAAGAAGAGGAACGUUUUAUUGAAGCAACGGAUAUCCGAUAACAUAGGGAAAUCGUCCUUGUUUGGUAGCUCAAAGCAAUUCGGAUACAAAAAUGUCUGCUAAUUUCUGGACUUCAUCUCACUACAAAGAACUUCUAGAUCCUGAAGAGGUGGAUGUCGUGCAUCAGCUUGAUAAGGAGAGGGGCAUUACCCUUGAAGAUUUCAAGCUCAUCAAAUUGCAUAUGUCCAAUUAUAUUGCAAGAUUGGCUCAAAAUGUCAAAGUGAGACAAAGGGUUGUCGCCACUGCCAUUACUUACAUGAGACGGGUGUACAUCAGGAGAAGUAUGACGGAAUACGAUCCUCGUCUGGUUGCUCCAUCUUGCUUAUAUUUGGCAUCAAAAUCAGAAGAAAGCACUGUCCAGGCCAGACUUCUUGUAUUUUACAUCAAAAAAUUAUAUUCAGAUGACAAGUAUAGGUAUGAAAUAAAAGACAUACUUGACAUGGAGAUGAAAAUCUUGGAAGCCCUCAAUUAUUACUUAGUUAUAUUCCAUCCAUAUCGAUCAUUGUCUCAGUUGUUACAGGACGCUGGCAUGAAUGAUACAGCUCAAUUAACAUGGGGACUUGUGAAUGACACCUAUAAGAUGGACCUAAUUCUCAUACAUCCGCCGCACUUGAUUGCAUUGGCAUGUGUAUACAUAGCAAGUGUGCUCAAAGAUAAAGAAACUACUGCCUGGUUUGAGGAGCUUCGAGUUGAUGUGAAUGUGGUGAAAAACAUAGCAAUGGAGAUACUAGACUUUUAUGACGGCCACAAAAUGAUUACAGAUGAGAGGGUUAGUGCAGCGAUGAGCAAGCUAGUUGGAAAGUAGGAGGUGCUACAGCAGAUGAGAGCCUCGGGUUAUGUCAACCUAAUUGUCAAUGGGUCUGUUGGACAAAUUUAUUAGUAUCAUCCUCUGAGCUCUAAGUCCUGUGCGUGGCAAAGACAACCUUUUCACCGCUCGUUCCUGGAUUCCACCUUCACACAAACGUUUGGCGUUGCUUCACUUCACAAUGAGUUCCUUAAUACUGCCAUACUGGCAUAUCAUCUAACUCUUACCCUUCUUCGUGGCUUGCUCUUUUGCUGUACACCAGUCAUAUUUUAGUUUAAAAGGAAGGAUAUCAAAGUGUUACGACGUCUCCUAUUUUCAUCAGAACCAAAAUAGUUUCCUUUUCAGCAACUAAGUGUUGACCUUCUUCGUGCAUCAUCUUACGGACAAAGCCACAACACAGUUGGUUACAAUACAGAAGCAGACGAUGUACUGAACCUGACAAACAUGAGCACAUGUAUAAUGUCACAUUAACGUCUGGCAAAAAAUUCCAUGUGUUCAUAUGGAAACUCCAAAAAGUAGUAGCGUACAUAGGCUUUUUUGUCAAGUGGUAUCGAUAAUAAUCUCAUGAUAGAAUUUGAAAUUGUUUUUAUCCAUGUUUGAUUAUAGGUAUUAGUUAACUUGGGGAUAAGUUUUACAUUAAAAUAAUAGGAUUAGCUAUCUCAUAUGAAAAGUGGAAUAGCUAAUUCCAUAGGAUAUUUAUCUCA
Molecule: messenger RNA, 1587 nt
Organism: Nicotiana attenuata
Lineage: Eukaryota; Viridiplantae; Streptophyta; Magnoliopsida; Solanales; Solanaceae
Product: cyclin-C1-2-like
Exons: 9
Coding region: 131-883 (250 amino acids)
Biological process (GO): positive regulation of transcription by RNA polymerase II
Cellular component (GO): nucleus; mediator complex
Molecular function (GO): cyclin-dependent protein serine/threonine kinase regulator activity
Source: RefSeq, a predicted model, not a curated record